Pocillopora meandrina is the source of this 7733-nucleotide messenger RNA. NCBI's taxonomy places the organism in Eukaryota, Metazoa, Cnidaria, Anthozoa, Scleractinia, Pocilloporidae. The record is from the annotation of a GenBank genome assembly.
AUGGCAAAAGAAAGAAGUCCAAUUAAGGUUCCAUCUGAAAAUGAAGACUUACCUAAUACAGAGAAUGCUCCAGGUUUUGAUGACGACACUUUACGAGGUGAGCUUGGUUCAACUUUGGCUUCAGUCACUGUUAAAACGUUUUCUAUUCCACCAGUUUCAAGAAUGUAAGCAGAUGUGGAGAAUGAUGUUAAUACACUGCAUGACCACUUUAGAGGAUAUUUGGCCAGUCAUGACUCUCUUUUAUGAUUACAAUAUGCUGUUCAUUGACUGAGAGGAUCUAUGACAUAUUUGUUAUUUUCUUUUCUCAAAGUUCAAAGCAAGUACACAAAGUUAUAAGAAGUAAAGACUUUAUUUGAUCAUCAUAUAACAUUCAUUUCGUAAGUUUGCAUCAUAAGUACCAUCAUCAUCAUCACCAUCUUUCCAUUAUAUUAUGCAACAUUAAAUUGAAAGUUUCAACUUCCCCUAAGCAACCAAUUUCCAGUAGAGUGCAAGUGUUAUAUCAUUGAAUAUGGAGGUGUUUAACCCUUGACACCCUAACAUCAGUAUCCAUAUUCUCCAUACUAUUCUUUGUACGUUUCUUGUGGUACUGAAAAAGAGAAUUGGUUUGAAGAUCAAUGCUUCUUAGGUUGGUGAUCAUUUCCUUUAUUCUCAUGAGCUUAGUGAAUGAUUCAGCAGUAUUACUGUAAGGAGAAGUGAGAUGCUGGUCACUCUUAGGGUUUAAAGAGUUUAAAGGUAGAUAGUGAACUUUCACUAACAAAUGGCUCAGAAGAAAAAAGUCUACAAGGUCUAGGUUUUAAAGUUUGGUCAAUUAGUUGAAAGUCAGGUUGCUUAUUAUUAUUAUUAUUAUUAUUUAUUAUUAUUUUUUUUUGGCCUAAAGAUUGUGUGGGGCAUUUAAACACAUUAUUAAUUUUGCCUGUGGAAUAGGAAUUUUAGGAAACCAAAAGUUUAAAUGCCUAAGGGUUUGCUUCUAAUUGAGUGACGCUUAAUUCUCAUCAUUGUUAUUACCACUGUUGUCAACCAAAUUAUUAACAUCAUUAUUAAAUAUUAAUCUCAUCUUCUUUAUCAUUAUUCUUAUGAUUUAUAUAAUAACUGUUAGUUAUAUAAUAACUGUUGAAGGGGGGAGGGGGGGACUGCACACAUCCUCCAAGCUUUUCAGGGGAUGGGUAGAGUCAGGCAGGUGCAAAAGUGGUAGCUGGCACUAAAGGAAAAAUCUACAGAUUUUAAAUCUCCAGAUCUUGGCAGCUCUGCUUAUGCACUAAUUAACUACAACCACAGCUAAUUAUUAACUACAACCACAGACUUUGACACAAAUUAUUUUUUAUUUUUUCUUUGCAGCCGCAGCUGAUGUUUAUAGGAAUGAGGGUAAUGAGGCCUUCAAGAAAGGAGAUUUCAUCAAUGCUAUUCAUUUUUACACCAAAGGAAUUAAUAUGAACUGCAACGAGAAAGAACUGAAGGCCAAACUACACAACAACAGGGCUAUUGCACAUUCUAAACUUGGUAAGAUGAUGAGAGCUUUUCUAUUUUGAAGCUAUUGAGUUGUCAGUGGUAGUUUUCUGAAAACGGUGAUAAUUUUUAAUGCAUGCCUGGAAAAAUUUACAUCUUAUCUUGGCCUCUCAAAUAUACAAAGAAGUAACCUCUUACCCCAGAUAUCAAUGAGCAUCACAAGUUUUUCCCAAAAUUAUAGUAAUGGUAGUUGGUUUGCAACAUGUAUGGCUAAUCAGAGAUGUUUAUUUCUGCAAUAACAGGAAAUCACCAGGAUUCACUAAGGGAUGCAGAAGCAGCCAUUGAGUUAGAUCCAACUUUCCUUAAGGCAAUUGUGAGAGGUUAGAUAUGUUAGCUGUACUAUAAUAAUAAUAAUAAAAAUAACUCAACACUCUAAGGUUAAAUGAGGUUAAAUGGAGUUCAAUCUUGUCUCAAUUGACUUUAAUUAAGAGGUCAAGACCACCCUGAUGUACAUUUGAAUCCAGCUCCUGACUGUUACGCCAUUACUUCCAUUAAUCAUGAUGAGAAGAUUAUUUUGAACGGGAUGAAGAACUAAAUGCGGAAUGCAAAGCAAAAUUUCAGCAUAAAUAUUUUAGUUCCUUAAGUUCAAUGAGUCACAGGUGUCAGAUAUGUUAAGAGCGUGUCGACGAGAGCACCGGGCAGUCGUGCUACAUGCCAUCUCACCGAUUUCAAUGAAACUUUGUCAGUUUAAAGGGUCUACCCCAAAACUAAAAAAGACAAACUGGUUUCUGUUUUGGUUUUUUUCCGGGGGGAGAUAGACCACCCCCCCUCGUUUUUUCUUGGUUUUCACUAAGGAAAUCGCUUCAAAUAGGUAAAGUGUAUGAAGCUCUCACUGCGAUGGUGUUCAACCGAUUACUUUGAAGAUUUGCACACAUAUUUUUACAUCCUUAGUUAAUGUCUGCUGCGAGUAUCAGUCAGUUUGAUCGACGGCUUGUCAAUCAACAGAGGCAAAUAUACGACUGUGUUUUUAGACUUUUCGAUUCAUCCAAAUAUUUGACAACUUUGAGGUCAAAUAUCUCCCGUUGCCAGAAAGCUACAACACUAAUCUUAAUUACCCUUUAUAACCCAUCAUUUCAUCUCUGAAAAUCAUCACUCUUUGGGCACUACCGUAUUUUUGUCUUGGAUACCUUUUAAAAUCUGCGACUGUGACAAGUUUCUCUCAACUACACCUGUCACGCAAUUCUUGCUCUAGGCGGUCACUUGACAAAAUAAACCUAUAUUUUUUAGCUCUUUAUACAAGAUGAUUGAUCAAGAAAGGUGAAAAAUGUGAAAAACUUUCGAGAAAAACUUUCGAGAUGCAUGUAGACGAAAAAUCAAUGGGAAAAUCGUAGCGUUUCUUUCUUCAGUCGUUUAUUACUUUUAAGAUUUGCUAAAAUCAGCAGAUAUGGCUUUUGUACGACACAAAACAUUCAUUACCCUAUAAUUUGAUUUUUUAUCAUCAUCAUUGCUCAUUUUAGGAGAUUUUAAAGUCGCAUGCUGCGUGUUGGUUGAUAUUCCUACAUGUUCCAGUGUGCUACAACUUCGGCUUUUACUAACGAGAAAUUCUGCGCUCUCGCUCGAGAGCAAAUAUCAAUAGUUCUAUCGGACUAAGAACUGUGCUUCUAUCCCGAAAAUAAAAUUCAAAUAGUGUUGUCGUUGCCACUUACCGUCAUCGAACAUUUCCAUGCAGAACUCCCCUAAGCUAACAUCUGUUGUGUGACCCGAAGACUCUCCGUAGGAAUUAUUCAAGCGCGUUGAUCAUGCUGUCUGCUACAUAACAAUUUCAGAAUAAUCUGCAGAUCUCUAUGAUUAUUUACCUGCUUCGAUCGUAAAAUAUCUGCAUAUUUUUUUCAAGCAUUCUAUUACUACUAGAAAUCUACAUCUCUCUAGAUCGAGUGUUGCCGGCGUUUAAUUGCGUGACUUGUAAAAUUUUAAAAUAAGAACGAGCCAGCAGUAAUUUUACGAGUAGGCUUCCUGCAAAUUUCCCUUGAUGAAAUCCCAAGACAUAGCCAGUUGUUUUUGUGAGCAAAGACAAUAAAUAUGAAAGAAAAGUGAGAUGCAAAUGUGUGAUAAUGCAAGCAAGAGAAUGAAAAUCCAAAUGAAGAAAAAGGGGAAAACAUAGGAACCCGUGUUGCAGCGUGCAGAUAUCUUUUGAGCCAGACCUACACACCUAAGCCCGACACCACCCAGAGAAACUCAAAAGAGUGCUGUAUAUGAACUAGCUCGCACGUGCACGCAGGAAAGGCCAUGACAAUCAGGGAAAAUAAUAGAAAAUGCAAAUGAUAUUUGAAGUCAAAAAACAGGAAAAUAAGAUAACAGAAGGAUUAAGAACUUUCUAGAAGUGUCUUCUUGAAAAAAAAAGAUGAACAAUUUUUACUUCUCAUGAAAGGUCACGCAGUAACCCUACAAAUACUACAACUACAAUACUAUACGUGGAAUUUCUUGAUGAUGGAAAGUGGAGAAAAACAUUUUCCAGUCUUAUUUUCUGGAAAAAUGACGUAGUUAAUGAAUUUAUGGGGCUACUGGUACUGGCUCCCACCAAAUAAGGGGGGCAGAGUUUCCCGUCAUUCGCGGUAUGGAAAAGCCGAAGUUGUUACACUCGGGAACUUGUACGUCAACAAGGAGGCGACAUGUGACUUUAAAAUCUCCUCUCCUGUUACAGUUUCCUUAUUGUAAACUGUGCGAUAAUAAUAAUAGACGAUCAAAGUAUAGGCUAAUGAAUGUUUUGUUCUGUACAAGAGCCCUAUAUCCUGAUUUUAACAAAUCUUCAAAGUAAUAAACGACUGAAGAAAGAAACGUUACGAUUUUCCCAUUGAUUUUUCGUCUACAUGCAUCUCUCUAAACGUGAAAUUUUCCAUUCCUACAAAAAAUCCCGAAAGUUUUCCCAUUUUUUACCUUUCUUGAUCAAUCAUCUUGUAUAAAGAGCUAAAAAAUGUAGGUUUAUUUUGUCAAGUGACCGCCCAGAGCAAGAAUUGCGUGAUAGGUGUAGUUGAGAGAAACUUGUCACAGUCGCAGAUUUUAAAAGAUAUCCAAGACAAUACGGUAGUGACCAAAGAUUUUUUCGAUGAUUUUCAGAGAUGAAAUGAUGGGUUAUAAAGGGUAAUUAACAGUUCGGGCCAUAACCAUUUCUGGAUAUCGGUUUCGAGCUUUGUGAUUGGGUGAGAUCAAAACCAAAACAAAGCAAAUUUGGCCGAGAGGUGCUGGAAACAAGAAGAAGCUGAUUUUUUUUUUUUUUUUUUUUUGGCGGCGGCCAUGUUGUAAUGCGGUAGUAAGCUGAAACAAAAUUCGCUAAUAAGGACUGGACGUAAGAUACCAUUAAAAAUAUUCGUUUAUUUCAAACAUUCAACAUGCAUGUCCUCGACCUUCUCGCAUUCUGGAAGAGUAAAGCGGAUUAUUUCUAGCACAAAUUACAAUUAAAUUACCUUACACCAAGAGCGUCACAGGAGUAAAAGCUCUUCCGCCAGCCUGUUUGUAUCUGGAGAACUUCUGGGUAGAGCUUGGCCUCGAUGUUACUGUCCGUUCUCCGUUGAUUUCCCUAUUUUGGGUUACAAGAAAACCAAUUAAAUAAGGUUGAACCAAUUAACGCGCACUGAUAACAAUUGGGACGAGAGAGGUGUGAGAUCGCGGAAUCGGGACAAUUUCAUUUCUCUCCAGUAUAGGUCGAGGAAAGACAAUAUCUUGCUUCUCUCCGAUUUUUAAAUAGACAUUAUCAAUUUCAGUCCAUCAAGCCUUUACGAAAAAGUAACAGAAAAGCAAGAAAACAGUAACUUACCCUUCAAUUCCUGGUUAUUUUGCCACAUCGAAGCAAAGCAUGCAGCUGUAUGUUUAGAAAGUGCUGAACCGUGCCGAUCUGCUGCCCUUUGACAUCUCCUAAAGUGCAUGUCUUUCUCUGCGAUUUGCUGAAAAUCUGGACUUCUCGUAGAGCCUCUGGAAUGCGUUCCGUUUCUCGUGGAAGAAGACAAGCCAGUGCAUGCGAGUCAGACGUGUUGUCGUCUUCACUUUGAAUAACAAGCGGUGUUCCACGUGGAGCUUUGAUCUUGAAAUUAUGAUACCUGGAAAAUAAACGCCAAUAAAUACAUGAGAGGGAUAAAAUAAAAUCAAGAAGUCAUAAUCUAUAUUAAGACGAAUACACAUGAUCGAAUUCAAUGCAAGAGAAUCAUACAAGGUACUUUGCGCGCUAUUGAUCGAUUCGCGGGAGAAUUUAGGUCUCAGAACGAGUUUCACAAUUUCAGACAAGUCCCUUGUGGUUUUAGACGAAAAUUUCACUCUCAUCAGUUCGUGUAGCUAAACUCCAACCUUUGUUUCCGGAAUGCUGUAAUAGAGACACUUCGGCAAGGCUUGGUAAAGUUUCCGCACAGCCCCAUACUAUUGUAAAACAAAUCUGUUUUCCCAACGGAAAUGUAUUGUUUUUGUCAUUGUUUUCUCUGUUCAAGAACUGAAUGCAUAAUGUAGGAUGGGGCUGUGCGGAAAUUUUACCCAAGGCUUUCCACCAAUGUGAUUUCUUUAUUUUCAUCUUCAUGCCGCUCUUAUCGCACAUUUCCCGGAUACGAUACCUGAAGAUGUGAGAGCUCAGUGAACGAAUACCUCUUUGUUUUAUGUUUGCCCGAAGGAGAACUUACUCGCUGAAUAAUCACAUUUAUGUGUUAGAUCCGUGGUUUCCUGAAAUUAUUUUUUAGUGUGCAUUCGCCUUGGCAGAAUGAAUCUCUCUGAUGUCAAGAUCGACAUUGAUUCGAAAUUUCAUCCAGAGCUCGGAUUUAAAAGAUUCUUUGUUUGUAGCACUGACCCAGGUCCGUGGCAGAUUUGUGCCACAAAGACGACAAAGUGUCUCGAGAUACUGAAUGUGUUCAUCCAUGCUGUUGGCUUGAUCUGUAAUUCACAAUGUAGGCUUAUAAAGGUCCGAUAAAUAAUUGUCCUUUUACUUUAAAUUGGCCUGUCACAACGUAUGGUUAAAAUUUAUGGUUUACGCGAUACUCCUAUGGAUCUGAACAAAGGAAUCCGUCUGGUAGUUUGCACACUAACAGACUUUCAACAUUCGUGCACUCGAGCAGAAACCUCGUGCACUCGAUUGGAAUUUUGACAAAUUGGAAGGAAAUUUAUUCUAGUUUUUUAAAAGAUUUUUUUUAGGAAUCAAAAAAAAUGUUGCAUACCUGAAAACCUCAACUAAAUAGAGGUUAUUCCUCGAUCGAGCCCUUCGCAACAUGGACCUCCACCCGACUUUUCAUCUGAAUUUUUCCUUCUCGUCAUCGCGACCACCAUCAGUUCUUUCCUUGUUGUGUGUAAUUGCUUGUCUUCUGUAAUUUUGCAAGGUUUCAUGGGAUAUGGGUAGGGAACUAAGUUGCUAGGGCUCGAAUAAAGUAAUGAGUGAGUUUCCUCGAUGUCCCACUACGACAUCCAUGUUGGUGACGUCAUCAAGUAUCCAGAAAUGGUUAUGCCCCGGAAUGAUUAAGAUUAGUGUCGUAGCUUUCUGGCAACGGGAGAUAUUUGACCUCAAAGUUGUCAAAUACUUGGAUGAAUCGAAUCUAAAACACAGUUGUAUAUUUGCCUCUGUUGAUUGACAAGCCGUAGAUCAAAGUGACUGAUACUCGCGCCGCCUAUUAACUGAAGAUGUAAAAAUAUGUGUGCAAACCCUCAGAGUAAUCGGUUAAAUACCAUCGCAGUGAGAGCUUCAUACACUUUAUUUAGUUGAAGCGAUUUCCUUGGUGAAAACGAAGAAAAACCGGGGGGUUGGUCUAUCUCCCUCCGGAAAAACUAAAACAGAAACCAGUCUUUUUUUUUUAGUUUUGGGUAGACCCUUUAAAUUGGCAAAGUUUCACUGAAAUCGGUGGGAUGGCACGUAGCACGACUGCUGGUGUUCUCGUGGACACGCUCUUAAGUCACUAUCUGGCUGUUUUAAAAAGAAGCAUCAGGACUUAACUAACUCUUAGUGUUUUUGUGGGAGUUGUUGAUCCCAAUUUAAAUGUUCUUGGAAGUUUUAGUUGUCUUUAAAGCUAAAUAAAUCUAACUGAAACCUAAUAGGGCCUGUUUAUUCUUUUCCGUCUAGUUUCUUUGUUUUGUCUUUUUUUCUUCUGGUCUGUAAUGAUUUCAAUGGUUUCAGGUUCUUUUCUCAGAAUUGAGCUACAUUAAUAGUAUGCUUCUUUGUGUUGUUGCCUACAGGAGCCACUGCUUGUGUUGAAUUGAAGAGAUUUGAAGAAGCAAUCACUUGGUGUGAUAAGGGACUAGCUGUAUCCUUUGAAGGAAUAUUUCAUUUUUAA